UCUAUUGUAACCUUGGCAACAUACAUUUUUAUAAAAAUGGCUGCUAUACCUCAUCAAGGAAUGGACGUAUUGGCAGAAGAGAACAGAGAGGGAGAGGAUGAGACGGAAGAAGAAGACCAGAGAGAGAGCAUUGAUGAAGAUGAAGAUCCUUCUGAGCUUGUUGUCCUUGAUCCUUCUCAUCCUCUUAUGGAACGGGUCCAAGCUGCUUUGAGCGAACAACUUAAAAAACAAAAUGAGAAACUGGAGCAUGAAGUAUUGGAAAAGAGAGAGUCACUCAAAGCAGCGAUAAAGACACGAGAGGAGAUUGGAGUUGAUUUGUAUGGCGUACAGCAACAGCUGGCGAGACAACAGAUGCUUAUUGAAAAGGAACAGGAUAAUCACAGUGCCAUCAUACAAGUACGUCAUCAAAAGGAGCAGUCAAUGCAGAAUAUCCAAGGAAUGCACCAGAAGAUGCAGGAGCAACUCAAGCAGGAUGAAGACCAUGCCUCUAAUCUUAGAAGUGAGAUGGAGAAUGCUGCCAUUAGACUCAACUACCUCAAUGAAGCUCACUCGACUGUACAACAGGAUAUUGCUCUCACUGUGAGGGCCACUGAGAAAGCAGUGGCUGAUGUUGAUAGGGCUCAGCAAGACAAGCUCAAGCAAGAUUUAUAUCUUGAUCGCUUGACACGUGAAGUUGAGCAACUUGAAGAGAAGAUAGCCCUAGCUAACAUGCAGUGUCAAGCUCAGGCCCAAGAAACUAAAGCAAUGAAAGAAACACUAGCUGAAGCAGCAAUGGAGCUGGAGGCUCUGUGUUUUGAGAAGAAGAAGCUCAUGGCCCAAUGGAACAGCAGUCUGGUUGGAAUGAAGAGAAGAGAUGAAGCCUACUUUGCUAUGGUCACUGCUAGAAACAUACAACAGCAGAAGAUACACAGUACCAACACAGAGCAGGAGAAUUACAAGAAGAGCAUAGUACAGGAACAGGAGCAGAAUGAACAACUGACACUGAUACUCCACAAGAUUGAGACCGACAUUAGUCACGUGAAGCGGUACAUUGGGCAGUGCGAAACUAAGACUGAAGCUUUUAAAGUUGAAUACAUGACCUACACCAGAGCUCUACAAGAAACAGAGCAAGCACUAACUGCAGUCACUGGGGAGUGUACUAUGAAGAGUAAUGAGAUACUAGCUCUGAGAACACAGAUAGAGAGAGAAGGCCUGGAGAAGAGGAGGCUGGAAGAUGCUGUCAUGGAGAAUAUGAUGCAGAGACUCACUAUGGACAAAGCUACACAGUACAGUCAGAAAUCACUUGAGAAACUACGGAAAUCAGUCCAACAACUGGAAAUGUCAAUAGCUAUAGUAGAUAAUGAGGUAUCUCAAGCAGCACUGGAAGUGUCAAAUGUUCUCUCAAUGCUAAAGAGACUUGAAGCAGCUCUUGAGGAAUCCAACGACGCCAUAAAGACACAGAACAAUGAGAUAUCAAAGAGCGAGGCUGAGAUUGGACGCAACAAUGCUCUCAUAGAGAGAAAGCAGACUCAGAUUGAUCAGAUGAAUAAGAAAAUCGAAUUAAAAAUAAGCAAAGCUGGAGGAGGCGAGAAUCUCGGCCCCUGGGAAAUGAGAAUAGACGAGCUACAGAAACAGAUAUCAGACAGUUUGGAGGUGUGUGGGAAAAUGCAGCAACAUUGGCUACGACAGCAAAACGAGCUUGUCAAGAAGACUGCAGAGAUUGACGAGCUGGUUAAAAUGACUGACGACCUUCAGAAGAAGGAGCUCAUUCUCUCACAGAAAAAGAUUCGACUUGAUGAUGAGUUGACUGGUGAAGAGAGAAGUUAUGUUGAUGUAAAGAAGAGUAUAGAGACACUCCAGAAGGACAUGGUGAGGCUAAAUGGACUCAUCACUGGAAAGAAAGGAGAGCAGCAUAAACUGGAGCAAAGCAACACCCUCCUUGAAAAGGACUUCAUCUCAGCUUUAAAGGAGGCAGAGUUGGAGUUCAUACAGCUUCAGGUAAAACUAAACCAGCUCCAUGAAGAGAAAGAAAGAGUUACCAACAGUUUACUAGAAGCUGAGCAUCAAAUUAUGCUGUGGGAGAGGAAGAUAAAGCUAGCGAAGGAGAUGAAAGACUCUGUUGAUUCUGAUGCAGGACAGGCCGAGAUCAAAGCAAUGAAAGCAGAGAUACACAGAAUGCAGGUGAGGUAUUCUCAACUACAAAGACAGCAAGAGGCCAUGAUACAAGAAAUGGAGAAAGCUGUCUAUCGAAGGGAAACCAUCAUACAAAGAAAUGAAGCUCAAUCCAAAUCUGGUAAGAACAAGCAAACUCAGGGCUACUUGAAGAAGAAGAUUGCUGACACAGGACGGAAGAUCAAACAGACCCAGAAGGACAUAUCAAACUGUGAAAGGAGCAUUGGGGCUACGGUGAAAGCUCAAAGUGACAUUAUGAAUGAAAUACAAGAGAGAGAGGCAUCCUGUGAAGCACUUAAAGAUGACAAGGAGUCUCUACAGCAACAGUUACAAGAGACAGAGAAGUCUAAACAAAUGGCAAUGUUUGAAUUAUUAUAUACGCAGUCUCAAGUUAAAAGUCUUACAGCAGCAAAAGAGAACAAGUAUCGUCUCCUACACAAAAGCAGCGAGGCUCGUUUAGCCGACAUGCAAAGACAAAAAGAGAAAUUGCAGUCAUUUUGGAGCGUCGUUCAAAAAAUCGAAAAAGAAGAAUUGAGCCAACAUCCACUUCUAGAGACACUGGGAGCUCAAAUUAUGACCAGAUUAAAGAGACUACAGCAAGAGGAACCAUCAACAGUGACAGUCUCGUGAUGGCUGUGUACUGUUUGAAAGAUUACUUGGACACACACCCACACACAUACACAUACAUGUAUAUUUUAUUGUAUUAGGUAGGGCUACAUGUACCAACACAACACACACCCAAUGCAUAACAGUGACAUGGAUAAUCAGAUUAAUAAUGAUUAAUAAAUAA
Messenger RNA from Amphimedon queenslandica, 2941 nucleotides. RefSeq names its product coiled-coil domain-containing protein 40-like. Gene Ontology annotation, cellular component: cytoplasm. The record is from RefSeq and is a predicted model, not a curated record. Lineage: Eukaryota; Metazoa; Porifera; Demospongiae; Haplosclerida; Niphatidae. Gene Ontology annotation, biological process: axoneme assembly. The coding region runs from base 37 to 2781 and encodes 914 amino acids. The transcript is spliced from 18 exons.